AUGGCGGAAGCGGAGCUGCAGAAGCCUCUAGCUUCGCCUCAGAGCGAGGGCCGAAGCGAGGGUGGCGAGGAAGCCCUGGAAGGAGGAGCGGCAGCUGGGGCUGCCGAACCGGCUCCCCCUCCGGCCGGCUCGCCGGGCACCGAGGAGCCGGCUGGCGACACCAGAAAGAAAAUUGAUAUCCUGUUGAAGGCCGUGGGCGACACCCCGAUUAUGAAGACCAAAAAGUGGGCUGUGGAGCGUACCCGGACAAUCCAGGGUCUCGUUGACUUCAUCAAGAAGUUCCUCAAACUGAUGGCCUCCGAGCAGCUGUUCAUAUAUGUAAACCAGUCUUUUGCUCCAUCUCCCGACCAAGAAGUUGGGACCCUCUAUGAGUGUUUUGGAAGUGAUGGCAAACUUGUACUGCAUUACUGCAAAACUCAGGCAUGGGGAUGAGUGACAAAUAAUACAGUUGUUUAGGUGGUGUCUUCACGAAUGGAAAAAGAACUAACUCAACCUGUAAACACAGAAGGAUUUUUCCAUUUCUGCUUAUGUCUGUAUAUUUGUAACAACAAUGCAGACAAAUAGCACAAAAGAAGAGCUACCUGGGCUACCUGAUCAUACGGCUUCUCUCUGAUGUACAUCUGAGGUACAGAAAAAGUAAUAAUCUGCCUUCUAUAGCAUAGAGGCAGCUCUCUUGUUGCUGAGUUCUCUAUUGCUGUAUCUGAAGGGAAACUUUCAUAGUUGUGUGGUGGACUGGGUGGAUAGCUCUGCAACUGUAUGCUGUACUGAAGAUAAAAGUUCCUUUUUAUUAAAAGGAAUGUUUACUGUUUAA
Messenger RNA from Indicator indicator, 811 nucleotides. RefSeq names its product autophagy related 12 (gene ATG12). Gene Ontology annotation, cellular component: cytoplasm; phagophore assembly site membrane; Atg12-Atg5-Atg16 complex. Bases 1 to 432 code for a protein of 143 amino acids. Lineage: Eukaryota; Metazoa; Chordata; Aves; Piciformes; Indicatoridae. The transcript has 4 exons. The record is from RefSeq and is a predicted model, not a curated record. Gene Ontology annotation, biological process: autophagy of mitochondrion; nucleophagy; autophagosome assembly.